Messenger RNA from Drosophila albomicans, 2881 nucleotides. RefSeq names its product tripartite motif-containing protein 45. Gene Ontology annotation, molecular function: protein binding; ubiquitin-protein transferase activity; zinc ion binding. Gene Ontology annotation, cellular component: chromatin; nucleoplasm. Lineage: Eukaryota; Metazoa; Arthropoda; Insecta; Diptera; Drosophilidae. The transcript has 7 exons. The record is from RefSeq and is a predicted model, not a curated record. The coding region runs from base 209 to 2881 and encodes 890 amino acids. Gene Ontology annotation, biological process: positive regulation of DNA-templated transcription.
GACUUGUCACAGUUGUAGCAAGCACUUUACCGCAUGCAUUUACAUAUCGUAUUGAGUAUUCCGAGUAAUUAGAUUAAGCAUACGGCACGUUGCCUGCUCCAGCCAUUUCUUUCAUGAUGAAUGAACAGUUGGCAACGAAACGCGCAGCUGUCGAAGUGGAUUUUCACUUGGUACUUGGUACGCUCAACUCACAGUAAAAUCUCGUGUAAUGAAUAAAGCGAGCGAGAAAACACAAACUCGGCAAACGAAACUCACCUUUAAGCGCGGUCCCAAGACAUCAUCACCCAAUCACAUUGACUAUGAGCGUAUACAGCCAGCACAAGUGCAAUCCCAAUACGCUGUCGCAGCUCCAAUGUCAAUCAAGGCUGCAACAUCGCCAGCUGGCAAAAUGCAGCUCAAAUUGAGCGCAAGCAAAAUUCGACUGCAACAACAAACCGUCCAAGUUGAAGGCACUACGGAUGCUGUACGUCGAAAGUCGGCGCCUCAGCUCUUCAGUUUUACCAUAGCGCCCAAGCUUGGCAUGUCUACCGUGGGCGAAGCUCAAAUGGUGCCACGUUUGCCCGUAUACGAGCUGAGCCACUGCAUCCGACGUUCGCGCACUCUCGGCUUGCCCGAGGCGAGGGUCAUUCCGACCACCACGGACAGCAACAGUGAGCCAAGCAGCAGCAGCUUGACGGGCGGCAGCUCUACGUCACCUGAAUCGCUGCUGGAUAAUGUGCUAAGCGGCGCCUCCUCCGUCUCAGUGCAAAGCAGCAGCGCCAGCGACAUUACAGUGGCACCUCCACCACCACCACCGCCUCCUCCAGCACUAAAGUCACCGCUGCUGGCCAAACCCAAACGUGUGCUCAGUUUAAAGGCUUCUCCGGAGCUUCGCAUCUCGCCACCUACGCCGGAUAGUGGCGUUCAACCGGAGAUUAGCACACUACUUUUGCCCGGCAUGGAACCGUCGGAUACACUCAAUUCCUUGGCCUCCAGAACCAGCUGCUCGCCCUCACCUGUUGGCUCGCCCAUGGUAUCGCCCUCGAAUAGCUUUCAGUUACGCAACGAUGCCAGCAGCUGUGUGAGCAUUAGUUAUCCCGAGGAUCUCAAGUGCGCCAUCUGCAUGGAUGUCUACACCGAUCCGCGUACGCUGCAUUGUCUACACUCAUUCUGUCUGCAGUGCCUGGCGAGUGAGCAACUGCGCGAAGAGGUCAACUGGGAGGAUCGCUCCAGCUACAGUAUGCGCUCCUCGACGCCUGAACUCGCAACGGUAUCGCCGGCCCGGCAGCGCGGCGCCAGCUUCAGUCUGCGCAGCAAAAAGUCCAUGGAUCGCAUGGUGCUACGGACCAAGAUCGAUGCCAAGAACUCUGCAAGCUUUGCCAGCGAAGCGGAUAACAUGCGCUGCAUAGGCUGUCACAUCUGUCAAUAUGUCACGGAGCUUCCAGCAGUGGGUGGAGUGCGUCAAUUGCCGCAGAACUUUAUGCUGGUGCGACGCAUUGAGGCACUGCGUCUGCAAGCUGGCGACGAUGUCAUCUCGCGUGUGUGGUGCUCGCUCUGCAGCGAUGAAAUUAGCGCCACCUAUCACUGCAUCAGCUGCACCCUGAAUCUGUGCUCGCUGUGCAAGGAGGCGCACGAAAGGCAGCGCAGCACAGCCAAUCACCAUCUGAGGAACAUUAUGGAGCUGCGACGUGCACGCAAGCAGAAGCAACAGCAGUUGGGAUUGGGAGACAGUAGUCAUUUGCUGUUGAAGUGCGGACUACAUGGCUUCGAGCUGAAGGCCUUCUGUGUGCCCUGCCAGCAGCUGGCCUGCUCGGAUUGUCUGGUGCUGCAGCAUCGCAAUCAUCGCCACGAGACUGUUGCCAAGGCAGCAGUGCAGUUGCAGGUGGCCAAGCAGCUGCGAGAGGCAACGGAACAGACGCGUCCACUCUGCCAAUAUGCGGAGCAUUCAAUUGAGCGUCUCAACGAGAUUGCACGAGGCAUAAAUGCCCGAUGUGAUGACAUCCAGGCGCAGGUGGAGAGCUACAUGAAUAGCUACUUUGAAGCACUGCAGUCGCAUCGCAACACGCUGCUCCAGCAAAUUAGUCGUGCCCGAGAGUCCAAGAUUGAGCUGAUACUCAAUCAGCAGCUAGAGCUUGAAAAACGCACGCAGCAAGCGCUGGAUGCCAUGCGCUUUAGCCAGGAACUGUGCGAUAUUGGUGCCGAGGUCGAAAUAUUGAGCUUUGCUCGCAUUCUGCUGCGACGCUUCGAGUAUUGUCAGCAGUUCAAGCCGCCAGUGGAUCCUAAGAUCUCUGACUCGCUGCAUUUUCUGUCAAAGAUUCGAGCGCCCGCCACCAAGGAGCAGAAUGACAUACCGCUCUACGGCAUCAUCACCAUGCAGACGGUGGAGCCCACGCUCUGCACGCUGCAAUGGGAGGGCUUCUCGCAGUUGCGACUGCACAGAACAGUGCAGCUAAUGCUGCUCUCCAGGGAUCGCGAUGGGGUUGCCUUGUGUCACGGUGGCCUAGAGAUCAAUUGUAUGAUCAAGUACAAGGAGUUGAAUGCCAAGUUUCUGCCCAUCGAUGUGGCCGAUCAUCGCGACGGCACCUACAGCAUCGCCUUCACUCCGGACACACAGGGCACCCUCAUGCUAACUGUCAGCAUCAACGAUCGUCAGAUUAAGGGCAGUCCAUACACCUUCCAUUGCCGGCAAGUGCGUCCACACACCGGUAUCUAUCACUGCUGUGCUUUCUGUUCUGGCAAAGGGAACAAGAGUGUAAAGUGUUCAUGUGAAGGACGCAUGCCAGGCUACAGUGGCUGUGGCCAUGGACAUGCCGGACAUCCUGGGCGGAGGCAUUGGUCCUGUUGCGGCAAUGUGCUCGAAAACUCCGAAUGUAAUGUGGCUAACAAGCUGCUGAACUCGUAA